AUGGAGUUUCAAUCUCCUAACAACUCCGGAAGGACCGUUCCUCCGAAGAGAGGUCGAAUCAAGAUCAUGAUCGCUCGCGAUCUAUUCAAAUCAGCGACCUCAGCCACCUCACCUCCCAUGAGAAGCCGAAUCAAGACCAUGAUUGCUCGCGAUCUAAUCAGAUCUGCGAUCUCAAUCGCGACCCAGAACAACUACGACCGUGACGGCAAGAGAGGAGGCUGA
Messenger RNA from Arabis nemorensis, 222 nucleotides. NCBI's taxonomy places the organism in Eukaryota, Viridiplantae, Streptophyta, Magnoliopsida, Brassicales, Brassicaceae. The record is from the annotation of a GenBank genome assembly.